Parnassius mnemosyne (clouded apollo) is the source of this 771-nucleotide messenger RNA. The record is from the annotation of a GenBank genome assembly. Lineage: Eukaryota; Metazoa; Arthropoda; Insecta; Lepidoptera; Papilionidae.
AUGCCUGCUGUCUGUAUCCUCAAUGACAUGCACGUAAGCACUGUUCCACCAGAAAUAGCUCAGCUGAACGACUAUGAAAACAUUUUAAUCCAACGCGCUAAAGCGUUUCAGGUGGUUGUUACAAUGAAUCCUGUGGCUAAUAAACGUCUACCCAAUCGUCAGAUGGUUAAAAAACAAGACAUUGUUGACGUUAAUAAAGUGUAUAAAGCAUUACAAUACCUCAAAAAUGUAAACGAACAUUAUGCUUAUAUCAAAUUAACAGAUUUACCUAACCAGCUCAUAAACAUACAUGAAAAUAUUCAACAUAAUGUUACAAAUACACCAGAUAAUACUGAAGAAGGCAUUUUAGAAGAUGGUACAGCAGCACUGUUGACCCAAAUCACAAGAGAAAAGGAAACUGAUUAUGAGCAUUACACCAUAUAUCCUUUGAAUGAACGGAGACAAAAUGCACCAGCUUCAGAACUCUACCAAAUGCUCAAAGUAAACACAGCACCGAUUGAUGCCCGAGAUAAAGACCUCGACGUUAAAUGUUUUCCACAUUUAUAUGUAGAAGGAAAAUACGGCCAAUUUCAUAAUCGGCAGCAGAAAGUAACUUCUAGUGAAUUUAUUAAAGCCCGGCUUAUGUCAAAACAUCCUCAAUUUAGACUCAACCAACAGUAUCUAUUUUUCUUAUUGAAUGAUGCUAAUAUGCGCCAAUUAAACUCCGGAAUCUUUUAUAAAAUGAAUUGUGCUAAUCAGAGAGAUAAAAUUACGGUAGAACGGUAUCUCUAA